CCCCAAAACAAGUCAAUAGAACAGGACACUCAUAAAAUGUGCAUUACAGCUCCCUGCGGGUAUAUCACGUGAUUUCCAGACAUUUAAACGCCCGAUAGGUUUUACCAUAUAUGGUAAUCUUCCAGGUGAACUUGUGUCUCGGCUUAUAUUUAGGAACGCGCACCGGCUGGCUUUCUCAUUCAGAUCAACACGUACACUGAGUGUAGGAAGAAUAUUCAAAAGUAACAGAAAAAAAUGGGUGACGAAGACGUUGCAGCUUUAGUUAUUGAUAAUGGAUCCGGAAUGUGCAAGGCCGGAUUCGCCGGAGACGAUGCCCCCAGGGCCGUGUUCCCCUCCAUUGUUGGACGACCCAGACAUCAGGGUGUAAUGGUUGGUAUGGGUCAGAAAGACAGCUAUGUAGGAGACGAGGCUCAGAGCAAGAGAGGAAUCCUCACUCUCAAGUACCCCAUUGAACACGGUAUCGUCACCAACUGGGACGAUAUGGAGAAGAUCUGGCAUCACACCUUCUACAAUGAACUCCGUGUAGCCCCAGAGGAACAUCCCGUCCUCCUGACCGAGGCCCCACUUAACCCCAAGGCCAACAGAGAAAAGAUGACACAGAUCAUGUUCGAAACCUUCAACUCUCCCGCCAUGUACGUCGCUAUCCAGGCCGUACUUUCCCUGUACGCUUCCGGUCGUACAACUGGUAUUGUACUGGAUUCCGGAGACGGAGUAUCUCACACAGUACCCAUCUAUGAAGGUUACGCCCUUCCCCACGCCAUCAUGCGAUUGGAUCUUGCUGGACGUGAUCUGACCGAUUACCUCAUGAAAAUCCUCACAGAACGCGGUUACUCCUUCACAACCACAGCUGAAAGAGAAAUCGUCAGAGACAUUAAAGAGAAAUUGUGCUAUGUUGCUUUGGACUUCGAACAGGAGAUGGGCACUGCUGCAUCCUCAUCGUCCCUGGAGAAGAGUUAUGAACUUCCUGAUGGUCAGGUUAUCACCAUUGGAAACGAGCGAUUCAGGUGCCCAGAGGCAACGUUCCAGCCAUCUUUCCUUGGAAUGGAAUCUUCCGGUAUCCAUGAAACCACAUACAACAGUAUCAUGAAGUGUGAUGUUGAUAUCCGUAAAGACUUGUACGCAAACACAGUAUUAUCUGGUGGUUCAACCAUGUACCCUGGUAUUGCUGACCGUAUGCAGAAAGAAAUCACAGCUUUAGCUCCUAGCACAAUGAAAAUUAAGAUCAUUGCCCCACCAGAGAGGAAAUACUCCGUCUGGAUCGGUGGUUCCAUCCUUGCUUCUCUCUCCACCUUCCAACAGAUGUGGAUCAGCAAACAGGAAUACGAUGAAUCUGGUCCAUCCAUUGUCCACAGGAAGUGCUUUUAAGUACUGUUCGUUCUAAGGAUUGCAUAACACGGAAAAUUUCAUAUACUGAGAUCAAAAACAUUUCAUCCAUUAUACAUUUUUUUUAUACUCUGUUAUACACUUUAUAUGAUUGUUACUUACAAUGUAAUAAAUUGUUAAGACAAGAA
Messenger RNA from Ostrea edulis (European flat oyster), 1511 nucleotides. RefSeq names its product actin, cytoplasmic 1-like. Bases 235 to 1365 code for a protein of 376 amino acids. The record is from RefSeq and is a predicted model, not a curated record. NCBI's taxonomy places the organism in Eukaryota, Metazoa, Mollusca, Bivalvia, Ostreida, Ostreidae. The transcript is spliced from 2 exons.